UCUCACUUCAUGUCUUUGUGCUAUUUCUAAUGAGUUUCAUUGAUUAAGUUGAUUAAUUUCGAUACGUAUUGAUCCAGAUCAUCUGUUCUAAUUAUUUUCAUCGGACUGGUGCUUUUAUUUUUUUGAGUCACAGGUGCAACGAGAACCAGAAAUUCAUCUGCAGCUGCAAGAAGAGGUAUCGAGAUCAGACAUGAAAAUACAGAAAUUAUGUUCACGGAUGAAGAUAUUAAACCAGUCGAGAACUUAUAUGGACUUGAGCGAGGUCCAAAUUAUAUUGAAGUCGUUUGUGGCUGUACAAGCAAGAAGUACGGCGAUUCUGUUGGAAAGCUGAGAAUUUCCUCCACAGGACAGUUUUCGAUUACUUGCCAAUGUCUGUCACCAUCUUGCAACGAAGUCGGGGUCUUACAAGAGAGGGGGAAGUUGACACCGGAGGAAUUCGAGAAGCAUUCUAAAGAAGGGGGACCCAGAAAAUGGAAGAGCAACAUCUGGGUUACAAUGGACGAAGAUGGUCAGAAAGUACCACUGUGGAAAACUGGGCUGAUGAAAUUCUACAGACAUGCCUCAAACGAAGGCCAGUUAGGUUCUACCAUUCGGCGACGAUGGAACAUUCACAGGGAUGAACUGCUGCGCUGCUUCAAGUGCAAGAAAGAACGCAGGUUUCGCCUGCGGACUAAAGAAGAGUGCAGAGCCUUCCAUAACGCCUCAAGGAAUAGGAGGUGGAAAUGUGCUGAUCAUCCCUAUGACAAAAUAAAGUGUGGUGAUGAGGAAGAGCGUGAAACUCGGAAGAGCUGCAGGAGUUGCCCUCGAGCUUCGGCAUGCCAGGGCUGCACUUCGUGCGUGUGUUUAGGGUGUCUCAAUUGCCGCUACUCGGACUGCAACUGCCGCACCUGUGUUGAUUUCAUGCACAACGCCAAACCCUAAUUAAACUCAUCCCUCCUUGCAUUAGCUUUAAUUACCUCCUUUUGCUUCGAUUUCAGAACAAGGUUAUGGCUUAUUUCUUCCUCCUCCUACUAUCCAUGUUCAU
Molecule: messenger RNA, 1024 nt
Organism: Pyrus x bretschneideri (Chinese white pear)
Lineage: Eukaryota; Viridiplantae; Streptophyta; Magnoliopsida; Rosales; Rosaceae
Product: protein ULTRAPETALA 2-like
Exons: 3
Coding region: 208-921 (237 amino acids)
Cellular component (GO): nucleus; cytosol
Source: RefSeq, a predicted model, not a curated record